AUGAAAGUAGAUGAAGCCGUUAAGUGCAUAGAGUUUUCAGAAGAGUUUACCCUCGACAAAGCCGCGCUCUCGAAUAUAGAAACAGUGGAGAUAGACAGUGAGGAGGAGCUUAGGGCAAUAUCUGCAGCUCUCUUCAAAAAUUUCUGGGGGCUUCCCAAGAUGCAGAGACAGGAGGAGUGGGCCCAGUUUGUUCUGGACGCGAUAGAGACAAGAAAAGACAGCGAUGCAUUUUUGCAGCACUUCCUCCAGUGCAUAAAAGAAAAGUGGGCGCACAUUGACAUCCGCUUGAAAGACAAGUUUGUUCUGCUGGUGCAGAGGAUCGCAAACAAGAUCAUACAAAACUCUGAAGUGUCUAUAGAGCAGUUUAUUAGCAAAGGGCCAGAGGCUGCAUACGAUCUGCCUCUGAUGCACGCAUACAUAGACAGCAAGACAGCGCUGUCGAAUGAAGACUGUGUAUAUCUCCUGGAGUAUCUUAUAGCACACGCGGAUACGUACUUCACAAACUUCUUUAUAAGCAAGAUACUCCCCAAGUUUGAAGAGGCGGGCAUUCCAAAGCCCCUAGCAAAAAGGGCGUAUGCAGAAGGAAACAAAGAAGAGGUCUCCCCAAAGAUGAGAGAGCUUCUCUAUUCCAUAUACUCCUGCAGAGUCAACUAG
Molecule: messenger RNA, 654 nt
Organism: Nematocida minor
Lineage: Eukaryota; Fungi; Microsporidia
Exons: 1
Coding region: 1-654 (217 amino acids)
Biological process (GO): rRNA processing
Cellular component (GO): preribosome, small subunit precursor
Source: RefSeq, a predicted model, not a curated record